GGCCCCCCCAGACGCCUCUCGGAUUUUGCACCCCGAGCGCGCGCGCUGCACCGGCUCCAGGGUCGCCCCCUCCCCCCCGGCCGCGCGCUGCUCCUCCUGCAAGCGGCGCGAGCCUCCCCCCUGCCCGCCGCACGCGCCGCCCCGCCCCGCCCCGCGCCCCCCCCGCCCCGCGCGCGCCGCGGCCUCCACGUUCCAGGGCGAGGUUGAUUCGGUCGCGUCCGGCGUCUCGCGCCCUUUUCUUCUUCUUUUUUUUCCUCUCCCCUCCCGGGAUUCUGCAGCCGCGCGCGCGCGCCGCCCCCGGCUCCCGCUGCAGCCCGCCGCCGCCGCCGGCUCCUCCCCAGCCCCAGCAGCAGCCAUGAGCGGCUGGAGCUGCUACAUCGACCGCCUCAUGUGCGACGGCAACUGCCAGGACGCGGCCAUCGUGGGCUACAAGGACACCCCGUGCGUGUGGGCCGCCACCCCGGGCAAGACGCUGUGCAACAUCACGCCGGCAGAGGUGAACACGCUGAUCGCCAAGGACCGUAGCGGCAUCUUCAUCAACGGGGUGACGCUGGGGGGCAUGAAGUGCUCGGUAAUCCGGGACAACCUGUUCAUCGAGGGGGAGUACACCAUGGACCUGCGGUCCAAGACCACGGGCGAGGCCCCCACCUACAACAUUACAAUCUGCAUGACCAACAAGGCGAUAGUGCUGGCCAUGGGCAAGGAGGGCGUUCACGGCGGCUGCGUGAACAAGCAAUGCUUCGACAUGGCCCUUCACUUGAGAAACUUGCAGUAUUGACGCCGGCCUGGCACUCCGCUGCGGUACUACUGAUGCCCACCUGGCAGGGACCACCCGGGCCCCCGCCCGCCCCGGGCCUGGAGCACCCCCCAUUCCUCGCUUUCGGCUCUCGACUCUGGCCCGCCCUGUCUCUCCGCCACCUUUUCUAUCACAAAAA
Molecule: messenger RNA, 935 nt
Organism: Chelonia mydas (Green sea turtle)
Lineage: Eukaryota; Metazoa; Chordata; Testudines; Cheloniidae
Gene: PFN1
Product: profilin 1
Exons: 3
Coding region: 356-778 (140 amino acids)
Biological process (GO): actin cytoskeleton organization; positive regulation of actin filament bundle assembly; regulation of actin filament polymerization
Cellular component (GO): cytoplasm
Molecular function (GO): actin binding
Source: RefSeq, a predicted model, not a curated record